AUGGAAGACCCCGGCAUUCAAGAAUCAGCUUCCGCUGGUCACCUUGUUACCGCCCAUGCCCAGACAUCCCCCGCAAAGCCUCGCAAUGCUAACAUGCUUUAUGCAUUUGCUAGCAAGUCACAACAACGGGGUGAACGUAAGACUACGGCUACUGUGGAAAGCCGGAAAUCGACUGCUGCCAGCCCGGCUUCAGUCGCGGUUUCGAGAACUCAUCCAGUCCGUGGUCGUGAUGAGCAGGUUUCUGGCUUCUCGGGCGAGAAAGUCGGCGGCUAUCAGCCAGCUCCGACGUUGCUUCCACAGUUCAUGGCGCCUUUGCGCUCGCAACUCUGA
Molecule: messenger RNA, 330 nt
Organism: Metarhizium album ARSEF 1941
Lineage: Eukaryota; Fungi; Ascomycota; Sordariomycetes; Hypocreales; Clavicipitaceae
Exons: 1
Coding region: 1-330 (109 amino acids)
Source: RefSeq, a predicted model, not a curated record